This is a messenger RNA of Corticium candelabrum, 967 nucleotides long. RefSeq names its product centrosomal protein CCDC61-like. NCBI's taxonomy places the organism in Eukaryota, Metazoa, Porifera, Homoscleromorpha, Homosclerophorida, Plakinidae. The transcript has 8 exons. The record is from RefSeq and is a predicted model, not a curated record. The coding region runs from base 66 to 638 and encodes 190 amino acids.
CUUACUUUACUUUUCUACACCUAAGUAAGUAAUUGUGUGUGGAAGUCAGUUCUACGAGACUGUUUAUGGAUAACGUGGAAUCUGAGCCUGUAAGCGGCAAGUUUACUUUCCGCGGUUUGGACUACCUUGUCACCGUACAAGUCGUUCCAUGCGACGACGGUUCUGAGCAGCAGCUGUUGGUUGUCGACGUAGAGGACAAGACUACUGCUGAACAGUGGAGAGGAGAGUUCCAACCAUCAUACAUCAAAGAACUUACACAGAAGACAGGAAAUUUUAAGCAGUUUCAUGUAUUUGUGGAUAUGCUUAAAUCUGUCGUUACCAAGACUAGCUCUUCGGUAUCUUUGGAUCUCAUGACAUUUUCUGAUUUGGAGCAGCUAAGGAGCCAUCAAGGUCAUAAGUCUAGACAGCCCGUAUCAAAGCCUUUAUCGCAUGUAGCAAACAAGCGUUAUCUUAUUCUAAUGUACACGGUUGAGUUUGACAGAGUACACUGCCCAUUGCCACUGCCAUAUAUUGGAAAGCUGGAUCCUGCAGUGCAGCAAACAACCAUAAGGAAAUUACGAAGUGAGUUAGCAAAUCUAAAACGACAGUUAUCUCGAAAUCAUCGACGUUUAGAGUAUAGCCAUCUGCGAGCGUCCUAAUCCUCGCUUAUCCAACUUAUUUGACCCUCUCAUAUCCGACCUCUACUGUAUCCUGUAGAUGUAACGACAUAUUGGGUAGUGCAAGUGUUGUGAUCAUGCUAAUUCUUCAUGCUUAGACAAUUUGCAAUUUGAGAACAAGUGCAGUAUUGCGGUUGCAAACAAUGUUACUGACAAGAGUAUCUUAUGUGUGUGUACUGAAUUGUGAAGACAUUUCUCAGCAUACUUAAAUGUACUGGUAAUGGUGAGAGUAAUAUCUUGACGGACGGCUGUCUGAUUGACUUGUGUGGAGCCACUCUCCUUUGGAGGUCAUCAAUUAGCAGAUCACAGAC